AUGGCCAUGAGUUCAGCAAUAUGGAUCACACUUCUUGCGACGGUAGUUUCGUUUUGGGCCUGUACACCCAGCUUUGGUGUCCCAGCCUCGAGGCAAGAGCCUCUCAGCGUUCUCAGGGAAAGAACCGGGCUGAGCAUCAGCCAGAAAAUUACCGAUCCGGCCUUCCCGCUGUCGCCCAAGGAGGCAAGGCUCGCGAGCAGGCUUGCAGAGCUGGGAAAGAAGGGCGACUGGCAAGGUGCCCGUCGACUGUAUGGAAGCUACAAAGGUACAGGCGUCCCUGUGAUCAAUGCAGCCAUACUGGCAGCAUACCGCUGCGGACAGUGCCAGGAAGCAGCUGGAAUAUACAACAAGCUACGGAAUUUGUGUGUCGGGGUGGAUAAGGUCAGCCUACUUGCGGGCAUGAAGAUUUUUGGAAAAUUGCAAGAUCCUGCCAUGGUUGACACGAUAUGGGCUGAGGUUACAGAACGCGGAUGGGUUGAUCAAUUCACGUGUGGUGCUCGCAUUGAUGCAGCAGCUUACAUGGGGGACGUCGAAGGCGCAGCACACGUGCUGGAUGUCAUGCAGAAAGGAAAGAUUGAGGUUUACGUGCACCAGUUUACUUCAGCUAUCUUAGCUUGUGCCAAGGCAAAAAGGCCCAGCCACAACACAGCCCUGUACCUGUUCAACACAAUGUUGGACCAUGGCAUAUCGCCGACGAUCGUGACCUUCGCCAACUUGGCACAGGCACAUGUGAAGGCAAGUUUAGAGCAAAUCCAACGUGUCCGUGCCACGAUGAAAGAGCACGACGUCCUGGGCAAUUCAGUUUUUGCUGAGUCGUACUUGGGUGCCUUGACCCAGCGGCGUCUGAUCACUGCUCGAGACGCGCAAGCCAUCACUGCGGAGCUUGAAGAUUUGCCUGAGCGCGAAGGGAGAUUGAAAGAAGCUCAGAGCGCACUGCUCGAGAUCCAGGCCAGCAACGCUUUCGGCUUUAUGGGCAUGAAUUUCAUCACUUUACCAACCUGCGGUUACGUUUGCGACCCAAUGCAGGAGCCUCUGAGCGUUCUUAGGGAAAGAACCGGGCUGAGCAUCAGCCAGAAAAUUACCGAUCCGGCCUUCCCGCUGUCGCCCAAGGAGGCAAGGCUCGCGAGCAGGCUUGCAGAGCUGGGAAAGAAGGGCGACUGGCAAGGUGCCCGUCGACUGUACGGAAGCUACAAAGGUUCGGCCGUCACGGUGUGCACUGCCGCCAUGCAAGCAGCGUACCGUUGCGGACAGUACCAGGAAGCAGCUGCGAAAAACAACAGGUUGCGGAAUUUGCGUAUCGAGGUGACCGAGGUCAGCCUGCUUGUGGGCAUGAAGAUUUUCGGAAAGUUGCAAGAUCCUGUCAUGGUUGACGCGAUAUGGGCUGAGGUUGCAGAAUGCGGGGCAGCGAAAGUGCUAGACAUGAUGCUAACACGACGACUUGAGCUUGACGAGCACAAGUUUAGUGCGGCUAUUGCCGCCUGUGCCAGCGCAAAACGGCCCAGCCACAACGCAGCCAUGUACCUGUUCAAUACAAUGUUGGACAACGGCUUUGUGCCGACGAUCGUGACCUUCACCAACUUGGCACGCGCACACGUGAACGCGUAUUUGAGUGCUUUGAUCCAGGGGCGUAGGGGCCUUGCUCGUAGCAGCUCCAGGUUGAACCUUGCAGAUUUGCCUGAGCGUGAAGGAAGAUUGAAAGAAGCUCGAAGCGCGCUGCUCGAGAUGCAAGCCGGCGGCGUCCAGUUGACUGCACUAUGUCAAAACAUCCUACAGUAUGUGAAGCAGGCAGGCUUGUGA
Molecule: messenger RNA, 1797 nt
Organism: Symbiodinium natans
Lineage: Eukaryota; Dinophyceae; Suessiales; Symbiodiniaceae
Source: the annotation of a GenBank genome assembly